Chenopodium quinoa (quinoa) is the source of this 918-nucleotide messenger RNA. Its product is annotated as calcium load-activated calcium channel-like. Gene Ontology annotation, cellular component: cytoplasm; endoplasmic reticulum membrane. The record is from RefSeq and is a predicted model, not a curated record. Bases 201 to 767 code for a protein of 188 amino acids. NCBI's taxonomy places the organism in Eukaryota, Viridiplantae, Streptophyta, Magnoliopsida, Caryophyllales, Amaranthaceae. The transcript has a single exon. Gene Ontology annotation, biological process: endoplasmic reticulum calcium ion homeostasis. Gene Ontology annotation, molecular function: calcium channel activity.
AACUAUACAGCCCCUGGAGAGAGACGAGGAGAGUAUGCGUUGGAAUCCCACCUACCUGAGGAUUGCUAGUAUAUGCUUCAAUCUUCAAUCCCAAACCCCCUUUAAAAACAGAAAGAAAACCCACUACUCUUCACACAGCACAGAAAAUAGGAGAGAGAAAACAAAACCAGAAAAAGAGAAGACCUCUGAAUCAUACAACAAUGGUGACCCAAUUUCUAUCUUCAUUCAAAUACUCCGACAGUUUAACAGUCGUCGGAAUCUCAAUUUGCACCGCAAUAAUCUGCGAAGCAAUCUCUUACCUCCUAAUCUACCGUACCAAUUCCUACAAAUCCCUCAAAUCCGCCAUUGAUAAAUCCUCCAAAAAGCUCGAAACCAUGAAAACCCAAGAUUCAAUCUCAAAGAACAAAACCAAGAAGAAAGAUCGAGUCGAAACAAGUCUCAAAGACGCAAGCCGAGAUCUCUCGCUAUUCAAAUUCAAAUCUGGUGCUGUUGUUGCGCUUGUAUUGUUCAUGGUUUUUGGAUUACUCAAUUCGUUGUUCGACGGUAAAACAGUCGCUAAAAUUCCAUUCGUUCCGAUCAAACUUGUUCAGAAGAUGAGUCAUAGGAAUUUGCCUGGUGAUGAUAUGACGGAUUGUUCAAUGGCGUUUUUGUACCUGCUUUGUUCGGUUAGUAUUCGUACUAAUUUGCAGAAGUUUCUAGGGUUUUCGCCUCCUCGUGGUGCUCCUAGUAUGGGGCUUUUCCCUAUGCCUGAUCAAAAAACUAGUUAGGAUUUUUGUUCUUAUUAGUUUCUGAUUUUAAUCUGCUGUAACAUUAUAUUUCUAAAUUUGUGGUUUAAUCUAUUGAACUGAUUUAAUUAUCAGAAUUAGCUGUUUUUGGUUGAUCAAUCAAAGAUUCAAUGAAUUCUGGUAAUUUAAUUGA